Leptinotarsa decemlineata (Colorado potato beetle) is the source of this 1988-nucleotide messenger RNA. Its product is annotated as pre-piRNA 3'-exonuclease trimmer. Gene Ontology annotation, biological process: priRNA 3'-end processing; siRNA 3'-end processing; nuclear-transcribed mRNA poly(A) tail shortening. Lineage: Eukaryota; Metazoa; Arthropoda; Insecta; Coleoptera; Chrysomelidae. Gene Ontology annotation, molecular function: 3'-5'-RNA exonuclease activity; RNA binding. Gene Ontology annotation, cellular component: nucleus. The record is from RefSeq and is a predicted model, not a curated record.
CAGUUGUGAAUACAUUGAUUAAGGAUAUAAAUACGCUGGAUGUGCAACAGUUUUUACAAGAGAAAACGCCAAAAGUAUACUGAGCAGAGACAGUGAAUAACUUUUGGAGAUCAAAGAACUUUUGAAACGCGCUUAUAUACUUCUUCUUCUUGUAUUUCAUUUUUGUUUAUGUUCAAGUUUUAAGGUUAACAUUAACCUAUCAUCCUCUAAAACAUAUCUGUGCUCAUUCCCACAAUUUAAAUAUGUGUAGAACAGAUAUAAACAUUAUAAAUUUUAAGGAAAAAUUUCCCGAAAUAAAGAGAUCAUUGGAAGAUGCUAGGUUCAUCAGUUUCGAUUUAGAAUUUAGUGCCUUGUAUCCUCUAAAAGAGUACUCUCCCAGUAUUUUUGACACCCCUUCGGAAAGAUACCGCAAGUUACGAAAAAUUAUGGAACAUGUCGUACCCAUACAAAUUGGAAUUACAGCUUUCACCUGUGAUCUUACAGAUAACUGCUUCCGGGGCAAAAUUUACAAUUUUUACCUCCUACCGCCAUCAUUCCCAACGAUUCACAAAAAUUUUCUGUUCGACCCUGGCGCUGUAAAAUUUUUAGCAUUCCAUGGUUUCGAUUUUAAUCAGUUUGCAUCCGUAGGUUUACCCUUCUUGAGCAGUCCUGAAGAAGAAACCCUCAGGAAAAAGUUGAAGCAGGGUACCAUCACAAACGAUGUGGCUGAAUCGAAAUUGGAAUUGAACUCGCUCUUCUUUGAAGUACGCAAAAAAGUGAGAGAAUGGUACAAGGUUGCAAAACACGGAGACAAACUUUCUCUGCCUGAGAUAUACGAUAAAUUUUGGAACAGUUAUGAAAUGCUUUAUUUCAUACAUAAACGCUUCAGGUGCAAAUUUUCGAAGGUGUGGACUUUUGUAGAUGAGAAGAACAAAGAUUUUGUUUUACAGAAACUCACUGUCGAAGAGUGUGCAAAGCUGGAGGCAUCGCAAAACUUGGAAGAGGAGCUUAUCUCCCAGCUUUUAGGCUUCACGCGGGUCUUUCGACUUUUAGCGUCCCUUAAGAAACCAAUUGUGGGACAUAAUUGCUUCCAAGAUUUAUUUCUGAUGGUCCACAGCUUCGACAGCCCAUUGCCUUCCUCUUACAGUUGUUUUAAAAAACGUAUGAACCAACUUUUUCCCGUUAUUUUCGAUACGAAACAUAUCUCUCGUGCAAUAAAAUUGGAAGUUCCUCUUCGUAAGAGAUGGCAUGACAAAGGUUUGGACUUCCUUUACCGGUUUUUCAGCCAAGACGUGGGACGGUUUUUGGUGUACGAUGUACCUAAAUUAGAGCACGCGAACAACGGCUAUGUUGAAAAGUACCAUGAAGCUGGUUGGGACUCGUACUGUACAGGGUAUAUUUUUUUGUGUAUGGCAUUUUGGGCGUUGAACAGAAACUACUCUGGGUUGAGACCGUUUGUGAGCCCCCAUCUUAUUCAGGCCCUCGAAGAAUUCAAGAACAAGAUAAAUGUUAUUAGGUGUUCUGUUCAUUGUGUAAAACUUGAUGGUGAUGAUCCUAAACCCAUUAAGCCUCCAUUUUUGGUCCUGCAAUCCAACAUCAAGCGCAAUUUAAGCAUAUAUCAGGUGUCAAACAUGUUGAGCGGACUAGGAUUUUUUGAAAUUCGUACGUUUCCAUUCCACAGAGGAAGAUAUUUGAUUGCCACCGAUAAUGACCAAACCGCCAGAAAAAUUCACGAAGAAUUUCUAGGCGACGAAGAAUUUACAAUAACGGAGUACAGCUGGUGGGAGCAUUCAGCCGGAGCCAACGUUUGCAAAUUUACCGGCGUUGUGGCAACUAGUUUUCUUCUAGUAUUGGUAGCGGAUACAUUAAUAACCAAGUAUAGGUGAUGAGAUUGUGCCUAAUAUAAUUAGUAUUGGACUGACUUGUUAUUUUUUAUAUCUUUUCUCACUUACUGUUUUCACCAAGAUAUUUUAUAAAUAAAUAUAAGAAAUAAACUAUUUGUUAUUUAA